This is a messenger RNA of Racocetra persica, 383 nucleotides long. NCBI's taxonomy places the organism in Eukaryota, Fungi, Glomeromycota, Glomeromycetes, Diversisporales, Gigasporaceae. The record is from the annotation of a GenBank genome assembly.
AAUGUGGUGCUCGGAUAACAAAUGUCACAUGGAUAUCAGAUUCGCAAUUUAAUAUCACGGUUGAAACUCCUGAUAGUGGUUAUGCACCCCAAGGACUCGGUCACUUUACCUUUGGUCCUACUGGUUCUGAUGUGAAAGAAAGAAUUAGGUUCUUAAAUCAACCAAAAUUUUUAAAUAACCAGCGAUGUGAUCGUCCCGGUCCUGGGCAAGUUACGCCAUUCACAUCUACCUGGACAUAUGACCCUACCAAAGCACCUCCAAAAGGAAGUGAGGCUGGUUUUUGGAUUUCAGUAUAUUGGAGAUGUGAAUUUUAUCGUUCGUUUUCUGAUGCUGUUGAGUGCACUUCUGAAGAUAUAUUCGGUGUUUUUAGCAUGCCAUCUUAA